This is a messenger RNA of Salvelinus sp. IW2-2015, 1622 nucleotides long. It is a transcript of the gene mvda, whose product is annotated as mevalonate (diphospho) decarboxylase a. Gene Ontology annotation, cellular component: cytosol. Gene Ontology annotation, molecular function: diphosphomevalonate decarboxylase activity; ATP binding. Gene Ontology annotation, biological process: isopentenyl diphosphate biosynthetic process, mevalonate pathway; isoprenoid biosynthetic process. The record is from RefSeq and is a predicted model, not a curated record. NCBI's taxonomy places the organism in Eukaryota, Metazoa, Chordata, Actinopteri, Salmoniformes, Salmonidae.
GAGACGUUUUGUAAAGCGCUAAGGUUGUGCAGACAUUAUUUUAUCAGUGGAUCUCAAAAUAGUAGACAGUCUCGCGUUUAUAGUAAUUUUUGUUAUUUUAUUGAUACUGGUUUUACUUUUUAUCAAAAUGACCGAGGACAGCGGCAAAAAGCUCACCAUGGUAACAUGCAGUGCGCCUGUGAAUAUUGCUGUUAUYAAAUACUGGGGGAAGAGGGACGAGGAGUUGAUUCUACCCAUAAAUUCAUCUUUGAGUGUCACAUUACAUCAAGACCAGCUCAAAACGACCACAACAGUGGCGUGCAGCAGGUCGUUCCAGGAGGAUCGUAUCUGGCUCAAUGGCAAAGAGGAGGACAUAACCCAGCCCAGACUACAGUCCUGCCUUAGGGAGAUUCGGCGCCUGGCCCGUAAGCGACGUAGUGAUGGGGAGGCUGAUGUAGACACGGCCGGUUUGUCCCAUAAAGUCCACAUCUGCUCUGUCAACAACUUCCCAACUGCAGCCGGACUGGCCUCUUCUGCUGCCGGCUAUGCCUGUCUGGUGUACACCCUGUCCCGGGUGAUGGGAGUGGAGGGGGAGUUGUCUGUGGUUUCUAGGCARGGUUCAGGUAGUGCCUGUAGGAGUAUGUAUGGGGGCUUCGUCCAGUGGAUUAUGGGCCAGCAAGGAGAUGGCAAGGACAGUCUGGCCCAGCAGGUGGAGCCAGAGACUCACUGGCCUGAGCUCAGGGUCCUUGUACUGGUGGUCAGUGCUGAGCGGAAACCAGUUGGCAGCACUUCUGGCAUGCAAACUAGUGUAGAGACGAGCAGUCUCCUGAAGCACCGGGCAGACUCUGUGGUCCCAGCCAGGAUGAAGGAGAUGAUUGAGGCUGUACAUAAGAGGGACUUUACUGCGUUCGCUGAGCUGACCAUGAAGGACAGCAAUCAGUUCCAUGCCACUUGYCUGGACACCUACCCACCCAUCUUCUACCUCAACGACGUGUCGCGCCGUGUUAUCAACCUUGUGCACCGCUAUAACCGUCACUACAGGGAAACAAAGGUGGCAUACACAUUUGAUGCAGGUCCCAAUGCAGUGAUCUACACUCUUCAGCAGAAUGUGGAAGAGUUUGUCCAGGUGGUCAAACACUUCUUCCCACCAGAGACCAACGGAGGACAGUUUCUAAAGGGUCUUCCGGUUGCCCCAACAACACUAUCCGAGGAGCUGAAGCAGGCCAUUGGUAUGGAGCCCAUGGUGAAGGGAAUCUGCUAUAUAAUCAGCACUAAGGCUGGACCUGGACCUCGCGUGGUGGAGGACCCUAGUGAGCAUCUGCUUGGAUCUGACGGGCUGCCCAAGGAGAGUGCAUGAUACAAUCCAGCCUCCCAGCUGGGCAGAGACGGAACUCUUUGGUGAAAAAAAAGACCAAACAUAUUAACAAUCAACAAUUCCAAUUCAAUCAAUUGGAUACAUAUGCAUAGACGUGGUCAUAAAAGGGGCAAUCUGCAGUUGCUAUAUCCAUUUUUGGACUUAUAAAUGUAUUAUAUGUAACCAUUGAAGAAGAUAACUUAUAAAUGCUGCAUGAGUUUAGUUCAACUGUCGUACCACAUCAGAACUCAAAAUACAAGCUUGUUUUACUACAAUGUUUGUAAACAAA